Molecule: messenger RNA, 1366 nt
Organism: Sus scrofa (pig)
Lineage: Eukaryota; Metazoa; Chordata; Mammalia; Artiodactyla; Suidae
Source: RefSeq, a predicted model, not a curated record
AGCACCAGAAGGAGAAGAUUCCGGAACUAGGUGUAAAAAGAACUUUCUGCCUGGAGCUUCCCGGACCCAAUUAGAUGUUGUACCAAGAUGGUUACCCCGGUAACAGGCGUCGCGGUUUGUCAGGAAACCAAGAGAGGAGAUUUAAGAGGCCUAAUUCAUCUCAAUCAUGGAGAAAUCCUCAAAAGGUCUGCUCACCCAAGUUACUCAACUCUGGAACCUUCUAGAUGAUCUGGCUGAAAGUAACCCUGAGAGCUAUGAGAAGUUCAUUCAACAGCAGCUGAAAGAGGGGAAACAGCUCUGUGCGGCCCCAGAACCAUGGCUCUGUCUGCAAACCAGGAUCCUGAAACCGGAAGAAAAAAUACUUUUUAUAAACCUAUGUGAGUGGAAAAGGAUCCCAGCUCCCCAAUCAACCAGUCAUCCAGUCCCUCUAAGUAUUGGCCGACCAGAAGAUAUGUCUGAGACAUCAGAUGUUUACACAGUCAUCGAUGUUGCCUACAAUCCUGAUGUUCCAGUAGCAGAAAAGGACCAAGUGAAAAAAGAUCAAUUAAUACUGAUGGCCAUGAAAUGCAUUGAGGAACAACUCCAAUUCACUCUCUCAAACUCUUACAAUAUUACCAAAUUUAGAAUAAAAGGAAGCAUUCACAGAAUGAAACAAAAUCUUAUGGGAAUUCAAAGUGAUCCUAGGGAUUUAACAGAGAAAAUGAGAAAAGGUAAGUUAAUAAGCAGUACUAUGAGUAAUCCAGAUGAGUUUCCUCAACUUUUACUGCCGAAAGACCAAGUUUCAGGUAAAACAGGAUGUCUGAUAGAAGAGAUUUCCAGUACAGAGAUCAAAGAGGAGAUGAAGAGACCAACCUAUGAAUUAAAAAUUGUGGCCAAUCAGAAUGAGAAACCUCUGAAAAUUGAAUUAAAAGUUGAAUUACCUGGUGUUAAUUCAGUAUCUCUCUGUGACCUUAGUGUUUCUAAGGAUGAUUUAUUGAUUGAGGUCUCCGGGAAGUACAGAUUACAUCUGAAUCUUCCAGAAACUGUGGAUACUGAAAUGACUACAGCAAAAUUUAUCAAAGAGAAAGCUACAUUAAUUGUCAUAAUGCCAUUGGUCUAAUAUAUUUUGUGUUUUCAGUGGCAGUCAUGUGAAUUAUAGGACCUUCAUCAUGGGUGAAGGGGUUUAUCUUAGACACUAAUUUCAUAUUUUCUAAGAUUUCCUUUUGAUGGAAUGAGAUUUUCUCAUCAGCUACUACUGUUUUUAAAAUUUUCUUUCUCCUCAAAUAAACUCUGGCAUCAAGCAGAAACUACUAAACAGUAUUUCAUGGUAUACCUGUCAUGAAGAUUAUCUGUAAUAUUAAAUAACUUAAGUAUCAUUUGAGAAAAA